GAUUUCAUUGAACAUACAUAUUAUUAUACCUGUUCGAUUGGAAAAAGUGGGUUGUCGCCCAUCGCAAUCGCCGACUCGGUAUCAAUCCAUCUUUCGAUACAAAUUUAUUGAGUAAUAUUAAAACAAGUGAUGGCAAUUAAAGCAAUCGACAUGAACUUUAGUCAGAACUAAAAAUAAUUAUGGUGUUGGUGGAGUUUGUUAUUCGUUAUUUUAUGGUAUUGCUCGGUAUUUAGGUUAUUUAAUCCAUGCCCCCUGUAACAGGGAGGAUGGAGGGUGAUCCCGGAUUACUUCUACAGGAGGUGAGAAAAAAGUUGUUGAAAUUGGACAAGGACACAAGACUGCGUACCCUAAAAGAACGCCAAAAUGAGGAAAGGCAAAGAAAACUGGAGGAAAUCAAAGCACAAGCAUUCGCGGCACAAAGAUUCAAAGAGCAAAAAGAACAAGAACGUCGCCGAAGGUUAGAAGAUUUGCGGCUGAAGGACGAUGUCAAACGGCAUCAGGUCGAAGAGAGAAAAAGGGCGAUACACGAGGCCGAACGGGACCGACUAGAAUCGAUAAUAAAAAGGAACCAAGAGCGAGAGCAUAGGCUCGAUACGAAAAAGAAACACGAAAGGAGCAACAUAGUUUUCGCUUUUGGUUCUUCGACACCUCGAAUGCUUGAACCCUCGGAUAUGACGAUGUCUUUCUGGGGACACAGACGAGCCACAUCCAUCCAAAAUAUCACAUGUUCUUCGAAUUCCGCUUCUUCGUUGACGCGAAGACAGUCCGAAAGAGAUUUCGAUGUGGGAAACAAAAAACGUGCUACAUCUGCCACCGGUCUGGAGAGAACUGGAGAAGGUAAGAGAGUCCAGCUUUACGUGAAGACGAUGCAUCGGAAAGAAAGUGUAGAAAGUUGUUGAGAUAUAGUGUCUUUU
Molecule: messenger RNA, 914 nt
Organism: Leptinotarsa decemlineata (Colorado potato beetle)
Lineage: Eukaryota; Metazoa; Arthropoda; Insecta; Coleoptera; Chrysomelidae
Product: ensconsin-like
Source: RefSeq, a predicted model, not a curated record